GUCCAUCUCCAGCGCCUGCCGGGUUUUGUUUCUCAUAAUGACAUUCAUUGAGCAUUCAUGAUGUCUUUGAGUCUUUUUGGACGCCUUCCGCGGGCAGUUCGCGUUCUCCGACCCGCUAGGAUCACAGCACGAUGGAGCAGUUCGUUAUCACAGCGUCCGGGGUCGGAUCGUGUCCAAUUUCCCGGUGCCGUAAACAGCAAAUUCACCACCGACAUGGCGUUUAUGAAGCCGUCCGAUAUGCCUUACAUUCCGACCUAUAGAGUUAUGGAUUCAGACGGUGCGCUGGUUGGAACGGAUAAGAAACGACCUGUUGAUGUCUCGGAUCAGGAGAUCUUGACGUGGUAUAGGAAUAUGUUGACUGUGAGCGUCAUGGACGGGAUCAUGUUCGAGGCACAAAGACAAGGUCGUCUGAGCUUCUAUAUGGUAUCCGCGGGUGAAGAAGGCAUCAGUGUUGGAUCCGCAGCGGCAUUGACUCCAGACGAUACAGUAUUCGCACAAUAUCGCGAGGCAGGAGUCUUUCAGCAGCGUGGUUUUACAUUGAAAGACUUUAUGAGCCAGCUCUUCGCCAACAAAAAUGAUAGUGGAAAAGGCCGAAAUAUGCCCGUGCAUUACGGAUCUAGUUAUCCUCGCAAUCACACAAUCUCCUCCCCGCUAGCAACCCAAAUCCCCCAAGCCUCUGGAGCAGCCUACGCGCUCAAACUUCAAGCCCUCCAAAACCCUAACGUCCCAUCCCGCAUCGUCGCCUGCUACUUCGGGGAAGGUGCUGCCAGUGAAGGCGACUUCCACGCCGGCCUCAACAUCGCCGCCACCCGUUCGUGUCCGGUCGUUUUCAUAUGCCGCAACAAUGGCUACGCUAUCUCCACCCCGACCCUGGAACAAUACCGCGGCGAUGGCAUCGCCAGCCGCGGCCUAGGCUAUGGCAUUGACACGAUUCGCGUUGACGGAAACGACAUUUUCGCUGUCUACGAAGCAACAAGGGAAGCGCGCCGUAUUGCCCUUGAAGGCGGCGGUCGACCAGUCCUCGUCGAAGCAAUGAGUUACCGUGUCUCGCACCACAGCACGAGUGACGAUAGCUUUGCGUAUCGGGCGCGUGUGGAGGUCGAGGACUGGAAACGCCGCGAUAACCCUAUCAUUCGACUACGUAAGUGGCUGGAGAACCAGGGAUUGUGGAAUGAAGAUCUCGAGCGGGAUACCCGCAGUCAGAUGCGGAAGUCCGUGUUGCAAGAGUUUGGAGCUGCUGAGCGAGAGAAGAAACCGCCUAUCAGGGUGGCUUUCGAGGACGUUUAUGAAGAGGUUACCGAGGAACAACAGGCGCAGAUGAAGGAGCUUCGGAGAAUCCUGGAGACGUAUCCGGAGGAGUAUGAUGUGCGGCAGUUUGAAGAUGGGGUGAAUAGCCUGUAGUGGUGGGAUCUACAUAUAGUCAUAAAGUAACUGACCUGUUUUUUUAUGCUGCUCAAAGAUGACUUCCUAGCUACCAUUAGCCCUCGCUGAAACCCCAGCAAACUCACUGACGAAACAUGUUAUUCCAUUAAGAAGACGUGCAAAAGCAGAACUUUCUGCAUCCAACCCCAUCAGUUCUCCAACAUCCCGGUACCCUUAUGAUUCAUUUAAAAAUGACUUCCAUCCCGAAUUACAAUAGCACCCUACAAGCCAACCCCGAUUAGCCACAAUCCACAAAAAACAGAAUAUUAGAUGUACUUAAACGACUCAUCUCCAACUAACAAG
Messenger RNA from Aspergillus ruber CBS 135680, 1725 nucleotides. Its product is annotated as thiamine pyrophosphate-dependent dehydrogenase E1 component subunit alpha. The coding region runs from base 61 to 1401 and encodes 446 amino acids. Gene Ontology annotation, molecular function: oxidoreductase activity, acting on the aldehyde or oxo group of donors, disulfide as acceptor. Gene Ontology annotation, biological process: branched-chain amino acid catabolic process. Lineage: Eukaryota; Fungi; Ascomycota; Eurotiomycetes; Eurotiales; Aspergillaceae. The transcript is spliced from 5 exons. The record is from RefSeq and is a predicted model, not a curated record.